Cyphellophora attinorum is the source of this 5007-nucleotide messenger RNA. RefSeq names its product DNA polymerase zeta catalytic subunit. Gene Ontology annotation, cellular component: nucleus; zeta DNA polymerase complex. The transcript has 2 exons. Lineage: Eukaryota; Fungi; Ascomycota; Eurotiomycetes; Chaetothyriales; Cyphellophoraceae. Gene Ontology annotation, molecular function: DNA binding; nucleotide binding; DNA-directed DNA polymerase activity. The record is from RefSeq and is a predicted model, not a curated record. The coding region runs from base 1 to 5007 and encodes 1668 amino acids. Gene Ontology annotation, biological process: error-prone translesion synthesis; double-strand break repair via homologous recombination.
AUGGAUGGCUUCCGCGUUCGACUGAACUGCAUUGAUCACUACCAGGCUGUCCCUCACGAUGAAUUCGAUCCGCCAGUUCCGUUGGCAGCAGCUGCUCUCAGCAAGAAGGAGCGGCCCAGGGUGUCAGUUUUACGAGUGUUUGGGGCCACCGAGACCGGCCAGCGCGUGCUCAUGCAUAUACAUGGCGCUUUCCAGUACACCUACCUCGAGUAUGCUGGUAGCCUUCUUCCACACGAUGUCGACGUCGCCAUCCAAAACCUGCACCUGUCCAUCGACCAUGCCCUCGCAGUCAGCUACAGAAAGAACAUAUACGAGGGCACCCAUCGCUAUGUUGCCCACAUCUCGCUGGUCAAGGGUGUCCCAUUCUACGGCUACCACGUGGGCUACAAGUUCUACUUGAAGAUCUAUCUGCUCAAUCCCCUCCACAUGAACAGAAUGGCGGACUUGAUGCGGGAAGGUGCCAUCAUGAAGCGCGUGCUUCAGCCAUACGAGAGCCAUAUGCAAUACAUAGCCCAGUGGAUGUGCGACUACAAUCUAUACGGCUGUGGCUAUAUCGAUUGUGGGAAGGUCAAAUUUCGUUCUCCUGUGCCCAACUACCACGAGAUCGACGGUGAUCUGCACCAAUGGCACAAUCAAUCUAUUCUACCAGAGAACAUUUCCGACGAGACUGUGCUGCCUAAGCAGAGCCACUGUGCACUAGAAGUGGACCUUCGCGUCGAGGAUAUCCUGAACCGCCACGACGUUGAACACCGGCCGUUACAUUACGACUUCAUUGAGCGGCUGAAGCCUAUUCCUCUGGAUGCGAAGCUCGUUCAGAGUAUGAAGGGGCUUUGGCAAGAUGAGACGCGGCGUAGAAAGGCAAGAAUGGGUCUGAAAGAUCCUAACAGCACUCCCUUCCCUCCAGAAGUACUCGUCACGAUGUCAGCUGAUCCAAGGAACGUGUCUUCUGGUGGAUGGAUUCAUGAGCAGGAGCUUCGGCAAAAGAUUGACCAGCUGGCUGCAGAUGAGCGCAGCAAAAGCGAGAACGCUGACCUCAAGUUUGAAAGCUAUGUCAAGCCUGUAGCACUGGAAGCCCAGGUCCAAACUGCCCUCGACAGUGUCGAAGACCUUUACUCGCAUAAUAUGAAGAGACACAACGACGUCGCGACAUUGCAGACGAGGGACAGCAUCGGUGAAGUCGUCGUGGACGAACAGCUUAUUCAUGGAGUCAAUGGGCAUCAACGCUCCAGCGAAGAGGAGCGACCACCAGAUGAGCGUGCUGAUGAGCAAUCCGCACAUUCGAGCGAACAUGACAACGCGAAUAAUGGGACGGAAGUACUCAUAAGCUCAUCCGAGUACGAGAAGUAUGGUGUACAUCGAGCUGGUGCCGAUUUCGACCCGACAGCAGACGAUUUUGAAAUUCCGGAUGAGUUUGCACCGGACUCUCGCAAAGGCACGACGAAGCGCAUCCGCUUCGCGCCUGCCAGGAGGUCACGAAAGCGACGAAAGUUGCUGACUGAUGAAAUUGAAGCUCUCUCUGAUCUCCCGGCAGAGGACAGUGACAAUUUCAACGACAGCGGCAUCGAGGACGAACCAGCUGAUCACGAGGAGAAGGCAGACGCUGGCGACACUUUAUCUGACAUUCUCCUCAAGCAAACCCAGCGUCCAGCUGCUUCGUCUGCAGUCCGUCAAGACAUCCCGCGUCCGUCUCAGAAUUCUACGUUGAAGUUUCCAGUUGUAAAAGACCCUCAAAAUCCUGAUACCAUCUCACGCCUUAGCCAGGCCAGCGGUCGAUCGCAACCAUCGACGCAGAAGUCGCUGGUGAAGACGGAUGAUCAGCCGUCUGCCUACAGCAAGGCUAUGGCGGUAUCCUCACCCUCCAUGGCUACGAAGACACUCACAUCCCCCGCCUCUGGCAAAAGUUCCGCUCCAUCAUCAUUGCAACGGGUGCGUCUGCCAGGACUUCAGGCACAUGGAAGCCAAAGCACGGUUCUGGUCUUGCAGACACGGCCACCAACGUCUCAGGUGGUAGCUACGACAAUAAGUAGCACUGGCCUUCCCGAUCAGAUCUACCAAGAAGCAUUCUAUAGCGACGAAGCGGACGUGCCUGACCAAGCUCGCGAGUAUGCCGGGCGAGAAUUCAAGCUUGAGAGCGGCACCAUUCCCUAUCUUCCAGAGUUUGAUCCAACCGGUAUGUCAGCUGCGACCAAGGGCGAGAAGCCUGCAAUAGUCGUCGAUCGCGUUGCAGAGGACAUCGCCGAUAAUCAGCGACGAAAACGAUGUACUCAUACGUCUUGGGCUAUAGCUGAUCCACCACCAAGACCAGCCGGGGUCCUUGUUUGGCUGGAUGCCCAAGCAACGGCACGUGAUACAUUACUACAAGAAACAAAGGCAGGCCAAUCAAAUUCUCCACGAGCUGUACGCUCACAGAUCGAAGCACCUACACCGAAGAACAAGCACGGCUUCAAGUAUUCCGGGAAGCAAGCAUCAAGCUCUGUCCAGCAUGCCACACAAUACAUGUCAACAAUGGCACUAGAAGUGCAUGUCAACACACGUGGCAAGCUUGCACCAAGCCCGGAGCAUGACGAGGUCGCGUGCAUAUUUUGGUGCGUUCAGAAUGACGACGCCGAAGAUUUCGAGUCCAAUGUUUUGGACAAAGCAAACCUGCGCAUGGGUCUACUGGCACUAGCUGAGGACGAGCGCGGUGCGGCACAAUUCAGACGAUCAGCCACGUCACUUGGUGAAGUUGAUGUCGAUACAGAAGACACCGAGCUGGACAUGUUCACUAGACUGGUAGACAUCGUCAGGGCAUAUGAUCCAGACAUUCUUACUGGGUACGAAGUCCAUAAUUCAUCCUGGGGCUAUCUCAUCGAGAGGGCGCGGGUGAAGUACGACAUGAACUUAUGCGACGAGAUCUCUAGGAUGAAGUCACAGAGUCACGGUCGAUUUGGCAAGGACGAAGACAGGUGGGGCUUCAAUCACGCCAGCACCAUCCGAGUGACUGGGCGCCACACCAUCAACGUUUGGCGCGCGAUGAAAGGAGAGCUCAACCUUCUUCAGUACACAUUGGAGAAUGUAACCUUUCAUCUGCUUCAGAAGAGAGUGCCACAUUACCACUUCAAGGAUUUGACAUCAUGGUACAGGUCGAAAGUCCCCCGAGAGCGAGCUCGGGUCCUCGAAUACUUCUGUGAACGAGUGCGGAUCGACCUUGAGAUUCUCGACGCGAAUGAACUCGUCGCACGGACCAGUGAGCAAGCCCGCCUGAUCGGCGUCGACUGGUAUUCUGUCAUCAGUCGAGGCAGUCAGUUCAAGGUCGAGAAUAUAAUGUUCCGCAUUGCAAAGCCGGAGAAUCUGCUCCUACCCAGCCCGAGCAGACGCCAGGUCGGAGGGCAAAAUGCCUUGGAGUGCCUGCCACUCGUGAUGGAGCCAAUGAGUGACUUCUACACGAGUCCGCUGCUCGUGCUAGACUUCCAGAGCCUGUACCCCAGCUGCAUGAUUGCCUACAACUAUUGCUAUUCCACAUUCCUAGGUCGAGUCGUGAGCUGGCGUGGCACAAACAAGAUGGGGUUCAGCAACUAUCAGCGACAAGAAGGGCUUCUUGGACUUCUCAAGGACUAUGUCAACAUUGCACCCAACGGCAUCAUGUACGUCAAAAAAGAGAUCCGCAAGAGUUUGCUCGCCAAAAUGCUGUCAGAGCUUCUGGAAACACGAGUGAUGGUCAAAAGUGGCAUGAAGGUGGAUAAAGACGACAAGACUUUGCAGCGGCUGCUCAACAAUCGGCAGCUGGCGCUCAAACUGAUUGCCAACGUCACGUACGGCUACACCUCAGCCAUUCAGACGGGUAGAGAGACAUUGGAGAAGGCAAUCGCUCUCAUCCACAACACGGAGAAAUGGGGAGCGGAAGUCGUCUACGGUGACACUGACAGUCUCUUCGUCUACCUCAAAGGUCGAACGCGUGCACAAGCCUUCGAUAUUGGUGAAGACAUUGCUGACACCAUCACCAAGCUCAAUCCACGGCCUGUCAAGCUUAAGUUCGAGAAAGUCUAUCAUCCCUGUGUUCUACUGGCGAAGAAGCGCUACGUCGGUUUCAAGUACGAGAGUCGAUCACAGACCGAGCCUGACUUUGACGCCAAAGGCAUUGAGACUGUCCGCAGAGACGGCACCCCAGCGCAGCAGAAGAUCGAGGAGAUGGCUUUGAAAGUGCUAUUCCGGACGGCUGAUUUGAGCAAGGUGAAAUCAUUCUUCCAAGCACAGUGCGCUAAGAUCAUGCGCGGGAAGGUGUCCAUCCAGGAUUUCGUUUUCGCCAAGGAAGUCAAGCUGGGCACCUACAGUGACAAAGGUCCUCCGCCUCCGGGAGCUCUGAUCAGCGCUCGACGGAUGGUCGAAGAUGCACGUCUAGAGCCACAAUACGGUGAGCGUGUCCCAUACGUAGUUGUCACAGGUGGCCCAGGAGCCAGACUCAUUGAUCGGUGCGUGGAUUUGGAUGUGCUUCUCCACGAUGCACAGUCUGAGCUCGACGCGGACUACUACAUCACGAAGAAUCUGAUUCCGCCUCUCGAGCGCAUAUUCAAUCUGGUCGGUGCCAAUGUCAUGCAGUGGUACGAUGAGAUGCCAAAGUACCAGCGUAUACGGCGGAUUGAAGCAGGAGUUGCAAGCGACGGACGAGAAGUCAACGCAGCGAAGAAGACAUUGGAGGCUUACAUGAAGAGCUCGACGUGCCUUGUGUGUAAGGACUCGUUGGACACUGGCAGUCCCAUUUGUAGCAGCUGCCUUGACCAGGCUCCUCACAGUCUUCUACUCCUCAAGGCGAAGCUGGCACGAGCACAACAGAGGUCUGCAGGGCUGCUGAAAGUCUGCCGCUCGUGCUCGGGUUUGAGCUGGAAUGAGUCUGUGAGGUGUGACAGCAAGGACUGUCCGGUGUUCUACACUCGGACGAGGACCAGGGCAGCAUUGACGAAUGAUGAGGCUGUCUUUGGGCCUAUCGUGAGUCUGCUGGAGGAAAAGCAGAACGAGAGUAUCGACUGGUGA